This is a messenger RNA of Anopheles nili, 1095 nucleotides long. RefSeq names its product ficolin-2-like. The transcript has 2 exons. The record is from RefSeq and is a predicted model, not a curated record. Lineage: Eukaryota; Metazoa; Arthropoda; Insecta; Diptera; Culicidae.
AUGUCUGGAAAGAGUGCUCUAUUUGUGAUGGCAUUCUUUCUUGCCGUAUUUCAAGUGAAUUGUGAAUCUGAAUUAUCAACUACGAAUGUAUCGCUUCAUAGUGGUUUUGCAUUCGAGUUGAUCAUGACAAAACUGAACACGCUGGAGCAUCAUUUCAUAGAGAAGCACCUCGAAACUGAUGAGAAAAUCGCCAUUCUCAGCUCCAGAAUUGAUAGCAUGGUAAAGUCCAUCGAACAUUUGGCCUGGAUUGCGCAGCAAACUGGUGAAACGGUGAAUCAACUUGGCUUGAAUGGAAAGCACAUCGGGCAGAAUCUCAGCGUGAUACAGCACGAUCUCACGAAUGUGUUAGCCGAGCAGAAACUCCUUGUCACAGGUCAUCAGCUCAGGGAAUACCUUCAUCUGAAAGGAUGCAACUUGACGAGCAUGGAUCUGAGUGAAUCUCGUUCUCGAUUGUAUGCUUCUUGCAAUAAGGUACCGAUACCGGUAUCUGGUGUGUACCACAUACGACCAGAGAAGCCUUUCAAGGAACCGAUAACUGUGUUUUGUGAUCAAGAGUACGACAACGGUGGGUGGAUUGUGAUUCAGCAUCGUUUUGAUGGAUCGACGAACUUCUACCGUAACUGGCAGGAGUACAAGAAUGGCUUCGGGAACUUGGAUGGAGAGUUCUGGUUGGGGCUGGAUCGCAUCUAUCAGUUAACGGUGUCGGGGCCUCACGAGUUGGUGGUGUUGUUGGAGGAUUUUGACGGAAACAAAACAUAUGCAAGAUACGAUCUAUUCGAAAUAGGGGACGAAGCAUCGAAGUAUGUCAUCAAUAAUAUCGAGGGAUAUUCGGGAACGGCUGGUGAUUCCCUUUGAUUUGUUAAAGGAAUGAAUUUUUCUACCUUUGAUAAGGAUAAUGAUAUUUCAAUGACACAUUGUGCAAUCAAAUUUUGUGGAGCGUGGUGGUACAAAGAUUGUCAUGCAAGCAAUCUGAAUGGAAAAUACCUACGAGGGGAGACUAAAGAGUUUGCUACGGGCAUGGUUUGGAAAACAUUCCGUGGACAUUACUAUUCUUUGCAAUCCUCGAAAAUGAUGAUUAGACCUAAACCAUCAUGA